Molecule: messenger RNA, 2814 nt
Organism: Polistes dominula (European paper wasp)
Lineage: Eukaryota; Metazoa; Arthropoda; Insecta; Hymenoptera; Vespidae
Source: RefSeq, a predicted model, not a curated record
AUGGAGAAGGAAUCGAAAAUAGAUGGAAAAAUUGAAGAAGUAAUUGUGAAUACAAAUAAGACGAAAAGUGAAAGAAAAAAAUCGAAAAAGAAGGGUAAAUUUCGAAUGGAUAGUUGCAUGAAAGAUAAGUGGACCUGCGAGGAAAAUGCAUUAUGGCGUAUUUAUAUGAAAACAUAUAUAGAAAGGGAGGAACAAUUAGAGAGGGAGGACAAAUUCAAGCAUAGAAAGCCAGAGAAACUUCCGAAAUUACCUCGUAUAAAGUCGGUAGAAGAGAUAGGAACACCAUACAAAUGCAUGCCAUUAAAUGCUUUUCAAUUUGAAGCUGAAACCGUGCUACCCGAUAAGCUAGAACGUUCAAAGAUGAUCCGAAUUUGGAGAAAUAUGCGUGGAGAACGUGAGGCUACUGGUUUACAAGAAUCAUUGAUCGGAGUCAAAUCGUUAGGAUCAAAAACGGAUAAUGAAAGAUGGCCGAGUAUGUGGCCGUGCGAUACGCGUGAUUUUUUAGCUGAAAUAGAGGAACGCGAGAGAUUGGAAGAAAAGAAAAGAAAGGAUAUAUAUCCUUGCGAUAAUAUCGAAAAAAAUGUUGGAGAAAAAUUGGCCCGUCAAUUGAAGGAAGAUUUUGCUAUGAGAAAAGAAUUGGGACACGCGAGAUUACCACAGAUUUGUCCUCCUAAAUUAAACAAAUUUUACGUUGAUCGUGAUGCCGGUGAAAGACCUGGUUUAGUCGAUGGCGAUUAUGUGAUAUUUCAAUUAUUCUCGAAGAAAAAAGGUUUCAGAGUAUACGCGGAUGUGUGUCUUCGUGGAUUGAAGGGAAUGCAUUUGGUAGAAUUAGGAUCUUCUCGAGAUCGUCAAAAAACGUGGAAAUUUUGUUUCUAUCAAGCUGUCGUUGCACUUUUAGCUAAAACUCAAUUGAGAUAUAAGUACGCUUGGAGCGUGAACAUCGAUUAUAUUUACGACCACGCCUGGAUGCUCUUCACCCAUAUCGGUUCUAUCAAUAUCAAGGACAAGCAAAGGUUGGACGAUAUCAUUGUAUAUAAUUACAAAUAUAGCGUUGAAAUAGAAUUGAUUCAAGAAAUGAACGAUUUACCGAGGAUAACUGAAAUCGAUUGGAAUUUUGAGGAAAAUCAUUUAAAAAGGAAACAAACAUUGAAUAGAAAAGAAUUGAUGAACGUCAAAUUAGAAAUAGGUUCGGAAAAAAUUGUCGAUGAAUAUAACAUGCCAGUUCACAAAGCAACAAAAAAUAUUGAAGAAUGGUUCGACAAAUUACCUGUACAAUAUCGUAAUUGUAUUUUUCGUACGACCAAAUAUUCAUUGGCAUUUUGGCAAGACGGUAUUUUCUGGUAUUUGUAUAAUCCAUAUCGAUGCGAUGAGUUUGGUUAUUGGAACGACGAUGGUUACGCUUGUAUCAUGAAAUUUUGUACGAGACAAUCAUUGAAAAGGCAUUUAAUCGUAUUGUUACUUCGUGCUUAUGUUUAUGAUAUUCCAAAAUCAAAAAUACCGGUUCCUGAAUAUGUAGAACCAAUUCAAGUUGAUCAGAAUGAAAAAGAAGUUAGGGUAACUGAAGAAAAUGUAGAUACGGAAGAAGAAAUACGAGAUGAAACAGUGGAAAUUGUGGAAGAACAAAAAUUAGAAGAAGGCAAAACUGAAUCCAAAAAUGACGUAUUUACGAUUCAAAUCUUUCAUAUGAUUUAUCAUUGCUGUCAAUUGAACAAUCUCAAAUUACUCGAACGUAAACCGAAAGUAGGAACUCGUCGUGUAAAAAGAAAAACAAUCGACGAUUGUCCAUUUGAUCCAUUGGAUUGGAGAGAUCCAUGUACGAUCGAGCAAGAAGAAGGUGGUGAUGUUAAUAAAGAUGAAAUAGAAAAACCAACUUGGUUAAAAUUAUUUAAGAUAUCAUGGGCUAAGUGCGGACCGUCGGCAAGGAAAAAAUCAUCCGGCAAAGAUGUUGGAUCUAUUCCAAGAAUGCGUUGGCAUCAGUAUUACGUGGAAGAAUCAAACAAAUUAUUUUCCUUAUGGGGUGAACUUCACAUAACCGACGGUAUGUUCGAUAGAGAGAACCGUGGAUUCCAGGCUUACGCUUGUUACGUUGUUUGCGCUGGUAUGACAAGGAUUAUGGCACCGGAGUAUUGGAGUUCUAAGACUCUUGAUGUAAUAAUCAUGUGUGGUGACAGAUAUUACACAUUAAGCAAAUUGGAAGCUGAAUUUAAGUCAAAUAAACCGGAAUAUAGUCAUGUCAGUUGUUGGAACAGAUAUCUCAUGAGUCAUUUCAAAAUAGGUGACACAAUGUUCGAGGCUAAUGUUUUACCAGCAAUUUGUGGUAGACUUUAUGCUAAAAAUAAUAAACAUCUUUGGCAAUCAUUAGAACAAAUGUUUAUGAAAUAUCACUUUGGAAUAUUAACUUGUGAAAGUUAUUGUCUUGGUGUGUUCAAAUUUUGCGGUGCUUAUUACAUGUGCGACGUUAAUUCAUUUGGACCACCGUUGUUUCAAUAUGGGGAAGGUGCGGCUUAUUUAUUGAGAGCCACGUAUUUUUACAAAUUCAUGAUCGUUCUUAUCUUAACUAUAAAUACACCAGAAUGCAGUAGAUUUUCUCUUAAUCCGAUUGAAAUACUCAAAGUUGUUGACCUUAAUACUACUGGACCUGCCGAUUUACCUAUUGGCAAACCGAAAAUAACUGAUUAUAGGGUUAAGAGAAAUAAAGUUGUAUGUCCUUAUGACGAUGAUAAAAAAAGACAAAUGAGAAAGUGGAAGAUUAGAAGAGCGGAAGAAAGAAAAACGAUCAAUAAAACGUGUUGUAAGACUGAAGAUGAUGCUUGA